AGCCCACACGAAACCCUAGGCAGGCAGCUCUGAAGCCUUUCGAUUUGACAAUCCAUCCAACCCGUCCUCCUCCGGUCCGGCCUGUUGCCUCUCCACAUCGUCGACGAGAACCGCCGCUCGCCGCUCGCAGCCCGCCGCUCGCCGCCGUUAAGUUCAGGCUCCUACUUUGAUGCGCCUUGGUUGCGUGCGUAUCCACUGACAGUUUCCUCCUAAGGGGAUCUGUUUAUCGCGAUCAGUGCCGAGUUAAGAUCGAGAGGUAGGAGGAGCUUUUGGGGGAGUGGGGAUGGCUUCCGGCGGGAACCCGCAGUUCCGGUACACCCAGCCUCCAUCGAAGGUGAUACACGUGAGGAACCUGCCGUGGGAGUGCACCGACGAGGAGCUGACCGAGCUGGGGAGCCUCUUCGGCAAGGUCGUCAAUACCAAGUGCAACGUCGGCGCCAACAGGAACCAGGCGUUCAUCGAAUUCGCUGACCAAAAUCAGGCAAUUGCUAUGAUAUCAUACUAUGCAUCAUCAGCGGAGCCAGCACAGGUAAGAGGCAAGAAUGUGUACCUUCAGUACUCCAAUAGACAGGAGAUUGUCAACAGCAAGAAUACCGGGGAUGCUGCAGGCAAUGUUUUGCUAGUGACAAUGGAGGGUGUUCUGCCAGAUGCUGUCAGCAUAGAUGUUCUACACUUGGUAUUUUCUGCUUUUGGAUAUGUUCACAAGAUUGCUACCUUUGAAAAGGCAUCUGGUUAUCAGGCGUUGAUACAAUUUUCUGAUGCUGAGACCGCGUCAUCUGCAAAAGCUGCUCUGGAUGGCAGAUGCAUUCCUAGCUACUUGCUUCCAGAACUUGAUGGGUCCUGCACUUUAAGAAUAAAUUAUUCAGCACACUCUGUUCUAAAUGUCAAGUUUCAGAGUCAUAGGAGUAGGGAUUAUACAAACCCAUACCUUCCCCUUGCACCUUCUGCUAUUGAUGGAUCUGGAGUGGCCCAGGAUGGGAAGAAGGAGGAGCCAGAGAGCAAUGUUCUGCUUGCGUCAGUUGAGAAUAUGCAGUAUAUUGUUACAAUUGAUGCUCUUCACGAGGUCUUCUCUGCUUUUGGGUUUGUACAAAAGAUUGCUAUUUUUGAGAAGAACUCUGGCUUCCAUGCACUAAUCCAGUAUCCAGAUAUUCAAACUGCAGUUAAAGCAAGAGAAGCAUUAGAAGGACACAGCAUCUAUGAAGGCGGAUAUUGCAAGCUUCACCUCGCGUUUUCACGCCAUACCGAUCUUAAUGUUAGGAUCAACAAUGAGCGAGGUCGAGAUUACACUGGGGGGAACAGUGCUCCAGCUAACCAUGAACCUUCCAUUCUUGGCCCUCAGCCAAUUGGCUCUACUGCGCCACCAUACAGCAGUGCUCCUUCCGCAGCAGCUGACGUAGUAGCAGCACCAGGGACUACAUCUAUUCUGGCAACACCAGGAGCACCAUCCCUUCCUUCCAGUCAGCCACACCCACAAGCCGCUUCAGGUGGACCUCAACAGUACGCCAGCCAGGGAGUCCUACAAGGCUAUGGAGCCCCAGGGUUCCCGCAAGGCCCAAAUCAAGCUCAAAUGUCACAGCAUUCAGGCCAAGGAAAUCAACAGAUGCCCAACCAUCAAGCGAUGUCGUUCCCUGGCCAUGGAAGGCAGCAGCUACCUCCAGGUCCUCAAAUGAUGCAAGGUCCAGGUUAUAGAGGCCCGCCGUUUCCACAAGGUCAUAUGCAAUCAAUGCCGCAGUUUCCAGUAUAUGGCAAUCAGCAGUUUCCUCCUGGUGCCGGGCCGCAGAUGAUGGGCUUCCCCGGACAGGGAGGAAAUUUAGUUUUUAGAAACCCAAGAUUUCAGCCGCCCUUCUCGAGCAUGUUUUUUGUGUUUGACAACAACAAUGCUUUGAAGGAGGACACGUCCUCCUCGGAGCUUGUGAACACGUGCGAACGCCUCCUACAGCACCUCGGUCGUGACCGCAGCAACAAGUCGUCGCGCACCAUGACGGCGGCCGAGAAGGCGGCUCCAAGGCCGCCCCGCGAGAGCGAUGCAACGACAAGGCGUUCACGGUUGCUCCUCAAAGUGGGGUUGGCUGACUCCGAACGCGCCACCCAUGUCCUUGGCGGCAAGGGCAAGGCGUCCACGGCUGACCAUCAUCGCCAGGACAAGCACCUGCGCCAGGAGGGGAAGGCAUCUGAUCGGCUCCUGCGAGCGCCAGUUUGGCGGCCCAUCAGGACUACCGCAACCCCUACGCUCUCUUCCGUCACUGGAAGACCCACAACGACUCCGACUUUGACACGCAACCCCUACGCUCCCUUCCGUCAUUGGAAGACCCACAACGACCCCGACUUCGACAAUGAUGGAGGGGACGACGACGAAGGUGCAGCUGGCCAAGGCAGCAUACGUACAAGGUCACGUUCGGUACCUCAUGUUUAA
This is a messenger RNA of Triticum aestivum (bread wheat), 2413 nucleotides long. Its product is annotated as polypyrimidine tract-binding protein homolog 1. The coding region runs from base 284 to 2413 and encodes 709 amino acids. The transcript has 13 exons. Gene Ontology annotation, molecular function: RNA binding. The record is from RefSeq and is a predicted model, not a curated record. Lineage: Eukaryota; Viridiplantae; Streptophyta; Magnoliopsida; Poales; Poaceae.